AUGGCAACGGAGACAAUGGCAGCAUCGGUGAUUUUGGAUGAGAUCAAGGUGGAGCCACAACCGCGAUGGGAUGUAGAGACCAACAAGAUCAUUGGCAUUGCACAUGAGGAUGCUGACAAGAUUGGGCUGGCGCUAUUGUCCAUUGAGGAGGUGAACGUGCUUUGCAAGGCGGUGAAGGAUGGGACAGUGAGGCUAGCAGUUGAGGCAACCGUGGCAGCCAUUGGGCUUCUAAAAGGCAAUGCCUGUUCAUACACCGCCUGCCCUAUUUUCAUCUCAGGCACGUGCAAGACUGAAGAUGCGGUUACUCACACGGAGCUCAUUCAAACAAUAAUCAAUGCCUGCAACACUGAGUCUUCGAAUAUACCUGGUCAAUUAUAUAGCAUUGCUUCAGACAGCGAGGUGCGACAUGGCGCUUUGCUGGCAAUACUCAUGUACAAAAAACAACUAUUCUCUUUGUUGGACAUCUACAAGUACAUUGGUCCAUUGCAACUCCUGAACAAGCUUGUGGGCAACAGCAAUGUCACAUCAAACAAGGACCCACGGCACACAUUUAAGCAUUGUUGUAUGGCGAUCAUCUGCAAGAAGGGUAUUGCUAUCUUUAGUUUUGUCGUCUCAUCAGACACAAUCAGUGGGCACUUGCAUUCUGAAGGCCUUGCACUGGACACAGCACAUUUGUGGCUGAACCCCAACAACAAACAAGAUGUCAGCCUUGCCCUAAACCUGCUCCAGGUGGUUCAUCCCAAAGGUGGCUCUAACUUCAUGUCCAAAGUUCUCUAUCAAGAUCAUCAAAUAAUGAUCAAGAACGUGUUCUUCUGCAUUGCAAAAGCCAAAGUUGACAAGCUAUGUGCCAUAGGCGAAGAGCUCUCUUCAAAAGAUGAUCAUAUUAACCCUGUGUCUUGGCUUGGUGACGUGAACCUCAAGGGUGUCCUUCCUGUCACUGCAUGGAAUGAAGGCCGGAGUGUCAUUGAGAAGGCAUACACCGAUUACUUGGCUCGCAAGUGUUUUGCUUGUUUGGAGACUUCAAAUGGUAACUUCUUGGUCCCCAAUGGUCGGCAGCUCCUUGGCCAACUGGACCCUGACAACCUGGAGACCGUGGAUCCAGAACUUGGUGAAGAUGACACUGAGCCAGACGCCGAGCCAAUCCCUCUUACCCUCAACAUCUCAUUUGAUGACUUAGACAUCAAGGAUCAUAUUGCCAUAGAGGAAGGGGACCGUCAGGUCUCAUCAUUUACUUCCUACCUCAAGAUUGAAGGGAAACAUGUUUACAAGGCACAAGCCCUUCGCUCCACAGAUCAAUUGGGCCGAGUUGCUGGCCUCACAUGUUUCACCAUGACCUCGGACUCUGAUACCAGCAUUGUUAGCAUGUUGUCCGUUUUUGGCAGAGACCACUUGUUCAUUGGCGAGCCUCUGUCAACAUUGGUCCAAUCAGACUCAUGUCUCUUUCUCGCGCUGGUGGAAAUCACGUCCAUUCAGUACCAAGGGGUUAGACUGCACAAGAUACCAGCUAGUGCACUGCUUGCGGAAAGUAUGAUGAUUACCUCACAGAUACUUGCACUCCAUGAGCGGUCGCUUGAAGCCACCGGCGAGACUGGCAAAGAUUGGGAGUGGACUGGUCUCAUGGGAAAGACCCUCAAAGUGGCGCCUGGCCAUAUUUUCCAUGAAGUCAACCUGACUAUGUCUAUGGAAGUGCCCUUUUGCAAUGUCUUCUACUUUGCCACUGUUGAUCUCCAGUCCCUCACUACCACCCUCCACAACCACAUCUCUGAGUCACUGAGUCCCUUCUCCCGCCUUCCCUCUAUUGCAGCAACUGUUGCCUACCUGUACCGAUCUCAAGGCCAUGCUGCAUUUGCAUGUGAUAUUGGCAGCAAGACGGAAUCGUAUGCCAAGGCCGACAAUGUCGACUUCUGCAACCACUGCUGGCCUGUGUUCAAACUUGACCACAGCAAUGGCCCUCACCUGCUCAAACAUAUGGGCAGCCAUAUCUUAUGUGACAACUUGCUUGAUGGCAGUGAGGGUAUCCCGGUUGCAUUCAACUACCAAAUGGCAGCAACAGCUGGCAACUCAACACCUUGCACCAACGUGCCCAUGCCAUGCUCUACCUGUGCAGCUACUUGGCCAGCUGAAGUUGUCAAGCUGGUGGUCUGGCACUACUCAAUGGUGGCCUACAUCCAUACUCAGCAUGUGACCUCCUCUCUCGCCCCUCCACUCCUCACUUCUUUCCAGAUCUCCAAGGAUGAGUGCGGCAUGGUGCACAAGCUCAUCCAGAGCAAGGGAUUUGCCAAGGCUCAGCGCUCACGCAAGGUAUAUCAAGCUCCCAAGCUCCGUGUGUCCGAUGCCCACUGUGCCUCUCAAAUCACAAUGCUAGCGGAGGAAUUGGAGGAAGCGGAGGAUGAUGCAGAAGUGCCAGUGGACCCAGAGGCAGGUGACAAUAAUUGUCUGCCAAUGCCUGUUGUUGACAACAAGACAGGUGCGCCAGUUGACAAUGCAACUGCUGACAUGCUUGGUGAAGAUGAUGGGACAGCACUGGACGGCCCCAAGUUUGUCGACAACACUGUUGUCUCUCAUGCUGGCAGGAAGAGUUGCAAACAUGACAUUGGUGCCCUGCUACGGGUAUGCAAAUAUGACAUGGAGAUCACGCAGAAGGAGAAGGACAAUGGUGUUGCCAUCAAGUGCAGUGAUUCGUACUGCGACACAAAAUGGGAUAGGGGCCACUUGGUAGUAUUAUUAUGUAGAUAA
Messenger RNA from Coniophora puteana RWD-64-598 SS2, 2736 nucleotides. RefSeq lists its product as uncharacterized. The transcript has 11 exons. Lineage: Eukaryota; Fungi; Basidiomycota; Agaricomycetes; Boletales; Coniophoraceae. Bases 1 to 2736 code for a protein of 911 amino acids. The record is from RefSeq and is a predicted model, not a curated record.